GUGUGUGCGUGCGUGCGUUUACGUCUGUAGUUCCUCCUCCUUCCCUCCUUCGGUCUGUCUGUGUUCUCCGUCCACCGGCGAAAAUGAUCUGCCUUUUUCUGUCCAUGUUUGCCUACCUCUUCCAGUCAGGCUGGACCGGCGUGAACGAGCGCACCUUCAUCGCCAUUAAACCUGAUGGCGUGCAGCGGAAACUUGUGGGGGAAAUUAUGCAUCGCUUUGAGAAGAAAGGGUUCAAACUGGUCGGACUCAAACUUGUGCAGGCCUCUGAGGAUCUUCUGAAGAAACACUACUGGGACCUGAGGAGCAAACCGUUCUUCAGAGCACUCAUGAGCUACAUGAGCUCUGGACCUGUCGUAGCGAUGGUGUGGGAGGGGCUGGACGUGGUGAAGACGGGACGGAAGAUGUUGGGAGAGACGAACCCGGCUGACUCUCUGCCCGGAACCAUCCGAGGAGAUUACUGUGUGGAAGUGGGCAGGAAUGUGAUCCACGGCAGUGACUCGGUGGAGAGUGCUCAGAAGGAAAUCUCUCUGUGGUUCAGUCAGAGUGAGCUGCAGUGCUGGGAGGACAGCAGCAGACACUGGAUCUACAACUAGUGUGUUCCGGUGCUGCUCCUCCGUCCUGCAGGUGAAACUGUUCUUUUAACAUUAGUGUCAUUUCAAGGUGCACAUCACUGAAACUCAGAUGGAUAUUUUUAUGAAGUUUUACGCUGACAUGCUAGAUGUCACUCCUUUUUUUUUCAACACAAUGGUUUUCUGAACUACACGUCUUAGGUGGAGUGAGUUUACAAAGCGAGCAUGCACAGACCGAGCAAUAAUUUAAAAUAGUCGUGCUUCCUUUGAUUUGGUCACGUUUUAAUGUCACAAAAAUUAAAUGCACUUUGAUCGACAGGUGUGUAGAGAUUAUUCUAUCUUCUAAAUGUGCGAGGAGUUAAAGCUUUAAACCAGGUCUACACACGGCUGUCAGCUGUUUGAUCUUACAGGUACAAAAACGUUAAGAAAUAAAUCAAGCUCCAUAUAAAGCCAAAGAAAAGGUAGGAGGAAGAGGAGGUAAGAGAGUAGAAGUCCUCAAGAACUAGUUUGCGACGUCUGUUUUGUGCUGUCAAGAAUUAAAUGAAUGCAAUGAUUGUAAAGAACCCUGCAGGGUCUCUACAUCUUAAAUUACUUUGAUGAGAUGUUUCAACAUCCCAUUCAGAAGUUCAACCCAGCAAAAACAACGCACAUUGAAACCAUCUAGUUUUACUUGUUAAAGUAGAGCAAGUUUGAUGCAACAUUCAAAACGCCUAUUAAAACACAUCUAUAGAAAUACAACUACAUUCUGCUUCAGCUGAAGUUUGGUUAUCUGUCGCACUAGUUCAUGUUUACAAUAUUUGAGCAAUAAGCUUUACAUGAGAAGCAAUAAACCUUGUGGUCAUCAUGUUAUGACAGAUUGGUGUAAAUGUUGUUUUUGAUCCACUUCUGCUGAAAUUUGCACAUCAGAAACAAACAUUUGACCUCAUCAGACACACGUAGAGGGUUCUUCUGUCAUGAAAUCGAACAUCAUGAGAGCAAUUAACCAGCACUAGAUAAAUGAUUGCCUUUCUACAUGUUAGAUUUGUAUUUUUCUAUCAUUUUAAAUGUUUGUGUAAAACAGAUUAUCACCUCACAAGUGGGAUUACUUGAAUGCAGAGGUUUUAAAACACGAUGCUUUGAACACCAAAUUUAAAAACAGAACUGCACUGAGUUUUUUAGUUUCUGCCUCCCUGUGUUUUGUCCAGUGUGUGGUUUUGUUACAUUCAGGCUAAAAACUCUUUUAUGAUGUAUGAAAUUGAAUCCAAAGUGUCACAAACAAUAAAUCUUUGCAGGAGGUCCA
This is a messenger RNA of Notolabrus celidotus (New Zealand spotty), 1848 nucleotides long. It is a transcript of the gene nme3, whose product is annotated as NME/NM23 nucleoside diphosphate kinase 3. Bases 84 to 593 code for a protein of 169 amino acids. The record is from RefSeq and is a predicted model, not a curated record. The transcript is spliced from 5 exons. Gene Ontology annotation, biological process: UTP biosynthetic process; GTP biosynthetic process; CTP biosynthetic process. Gene Ontology annotation, molecular function: nucleoside diphosphate kinase activity. NCBI's taxonomy places the organism in Eukaryota, Metazoa, Chordata, Actinopteri, Labriformes, Labridae.